Camelus dromedarius (Arabian camel) is the source of this 6354-nucleotide messenger RNA. RefSeq names its product inositol-trisphosphate 3-kinase B (gene ITPKB). NCBI's taxonomy places the organism in Eukaryota, Metazoa, Chordata, Mammalia, Artiodactyla, Camelidae. The transcript is spliced from 8 exons. The coding region runs from base 480 to 3320 and encodes 946 amino acids. Gene Ontology annotation, molecular function: inositol tetrakisphosphate kinase activity; inositol-1,4,5-trisphosphate 3-kinase activity. Gene Ontology annotation, biological process: inositol phosphate biosynthetic process. The record is from RefSeq and is a predicted model, not a curated record. Gene Ontology annotation, cellular component: cytoplasm; nucleus.
GUGAAGUAGCCAGGAGCAGACACUGACAGGGGUAGUAUCUCCACGGCCCAGAAGGGUGUGCAGGGCCGGCCGGCGUCGCCACCGCCGGGAUCGCCGGGAUCCACUGCCGAGGAGCUCGCCCCCAUCUUUCCCACUCCCCUUUUUUGUCUUCCAUCGCUUGGUGAGGAAACCCUUUCUGAGCUUUUUUACUUUUAAAGCCAUCUUUCUCCUACGAAGUCUGCGUCCCUGGGCCAUGUAGUCUGUACAGGACCCGGGAAUCUGAGAAACUGCAGAGGCGCUGUUGUUUAUGGAGCUCUGGGCGGGGGCUGAGCCCGUGGUCUUCCCCCCCGCCCCGCGCCCAGGCCAUGCCAUCCCAUCUGCGCGCGGAGCCGCGGCUGCCGGGCCUCCGGGGCUGAGCCGGGAGCCGCGGGAGGAAGAGGCGCCGGCGGCGGAGCCGGAACGGGAGCCGCGGCGGCGGGCAGCGCGGCAGACCCAGUACUAUGGCUAUGUACUGCUAUGCACUUAACAGCCUGGUGAUCAUGAAUAGCGCCAACCAGGUGAAGAGCGGCGGCGGCCCUCGGCCCAGUAGUAGCGAGACGCCCCCGCCGCCGCGGAGGGUCGCGUUGAGCCCUGGCAGCGGCAGCGUUUUCAGCCCCGGGACUGGCACCUCUUUCCUCUUCCCCCCAGCCGAGUCGUUGUCGCCCGAAGAGCCCGGGAGUCCCCCGGGCUGGCGCAGUGGUCGGCGCAGGCUGAAUAGUAGCAGCGGCAGCGGCAGCGGCAGCGGCAGCAGCGUGGGCAGCCCGAGUUGGGCGGGUCGCCUGAGAAGAGAAGGGCAGCAGGUGGUGACCACCGGUACCCUUUCCCCUCCCGGGCCAGAGGAGGCCAAGAGGAAGCUUCGAAUCCUGCAGCGCGAGUUGCAGAACGUACAGGUGAACCAGAAAGUGGGCAUGUUUGAGGCGCACAUCCAGGCGCAGAGCUCCGCGGCUCAAGCGCCCCGCAGCCCGCGUCUGGGCAGAGCUCGUUCGCCCUCGCCGUGUCCCUUCCGCAGCAUCAGUCAGCCCCCAGGACGGGUCCUGGCCCAGAGCGAGGAGCGGAGGACAAAGUCCUGGGGGGAACAAUGUCCAGAGACUUCAGGGGCCGACUCGGGGAGGAGAGGAGGGGCGCCCAGCCUGUGCCUCUCGAAGGACAAGGAGGGAGUGACACCCAUGCCCUGCCCGGCCGCCCGGUCAGGAUCAGGUGCUCAGGGUCCAGCCGCUUCGGUGAGAAUGGAGAAGGGGGUACCUGCCAGACCCCACUGUGGCUCACCCAUUGCUGUGGAAGUUGACAAGAGUUUCUCUCCUCCUUUGGGAACUCAGAGCUGCCAGGCUCCCUUGUUAGGGUUGGACCGAGUGAACUUAGCAAUGGCCACAGAAGUGGCAGUGAGAGCCACAUCCGCUGGGCCACACCAUCCUCACGACCCUGCCCUCCUUGAGCAGUCUGAGAGGGCCCAGGAGCUCGGGGGUGUGCACCCCCGGAAGGCCCUGGCUGAGAGUCAGGGGCAGUUUCCGGGCGGUGAGACAAGCCCAGCCCCAGAGAGAGGCGGGCCCCACAGUGGAGACCCCCCAGGGAAGGUGGGGAAAGGAAAUCUGCCCUGUGGCCUGCUGGGUUCUGGGGCGCUGGAAACGGACAAAAGGCCAGAGAGGACUGUGGACGUGCAAAGUCUGGAGGAGCCCUCCGAGGCCCGGAGCUGGUUCAGGCAGUCUGGACACCUGGGCUCCAUAGGCCCCAAGGGGACCCAGAGUGGGGACGUAGUGGUCAGGGAGUCUCUGCUGCCCUCCAGCAGAGUGGAUGAAGGGUCUCAGAUGCUGGAUUUGCUUGGAGGCAGUGGCUCAGCACAGCCAGGGACUCGGGAGGUGGAGGCGGGGAUUGCUUCUGGUGAAAUGCUGGAACCUUUGCCCUGUUGGGAAGCAGCAAAAGAUCUGAAAGAACCUCAGUGCCUUCCUGGGGACAAGGUGGGUGUGCAGCCUGGGAGCUCCAGGGUUUGGCUGGGCCCCAUGGAAGAAGCCAGGCUGGCCUGGACGUGUGGCACAAGGGUGCAAUCAGAGGGGACUUGGGGAAGUCUGCCACAGGACAGAGAUGUCCACCCCAGCCCAGAGCGGCUUUCGCCAGAUCAGAAGGACAAGACUUCCCUGAGAGAGGCCUGCAGCCGAAGCAAUAUACCUGCCGUCAUAAUUACAGACAUGGGUGCCCAGGAGGAUGGGGCCUUGGAGGAGGCGCAGGGAAGCCCUCAGGGCAGCUUGCCACUGAGGAAACUGUCCUCUUCCUCUGCCUCCUCCACUGGCUUCUCCUCCUCCUAUGAAGAUUCAGAGGAGGACAUCUCCAGUGACCCUGAGCGCUGCCUGGACCCCAACUCUGCCUUCCUACAUACUCUAGACCAGCAGAAGCCCAGAGUGAGCAAAUCAUGGAGGAAAAUAAAAAACAUGGUGCACUGGUCUCCCUUUGUCAUGUCCUUCAAGAAGAAGUACCCCUGGAUCCAGCUGGCAGGACAUGCAGGGAGCUUCAAGGCAGCUGCCAAUGGCAGGAUUCUGAAGAAGCACUGUGAGUCGGAACAGCGCUGCCUGGACCGGCUGAUGGCCGACGUGCUGAAGCCCUUCGUGCCUGCCUACCACGGGGACGUGGUGAAGGACGGGGAGCGCUACAACCAGAUGGAUGACCUGCUGGCCGACUUCGACUCGCCCUGUGUGAUGGACUGCAAGAUGGGCAUCAGGACCUACCUGGAGGAGGAGCUCACCAAGGCCCGCAAGAAGCCCAGCCUCCGGAAGGAUAUGUAUCAGAAGAUGAUUGAGGUGGACCCUGAGGCCCCAACCGAGGAGGAGAAAGCCCAGCGGGCCGUGACCAAGCCGCGGUACAUGCAGUGGAGGGAGACCAUCAGCUCCACGGCCACCCUGGGGUUCAGGAUCGAGGGCAUUAAGAAAGAAGACGGCUCUGUGAACCGGGACUUCAAAAAGACUAAAACGAGGGAGCAGGUGACCGAGGCCUUCAGAGAAUUCACUAAAGGAAACCGUAACAUCCUGAUCGCCUACCGGGACCGACUGAAGGACAUUCGGGCCACCCUAGAAGUCUCUCCCUUCUUCAAGUGCCAUGAGGUCAUCGGCAGCUCCCUCCUCUUCAUCCACGACAAGAAGGAACAGGCCAAGGUGUGGAUGAUCGACUUUGGAAAAACCACACCCCUGCCUGAGGGCCAGACCCUGCAGCACGAUGUUCCGUGGCAGGAAGGGAACCGGGAGGAUGGCUACCUCUCGGGCCUGAACAACCUCAUCGACAUCCUGACGGAAAUGUGCCCGGACGCCCCGCUCGCCUGAGGCUGCCCCGCGCCCCACCUCGCCGUGUCCUGGCCUCUUCUCCCCUCUUACUUCCCUCCUCCUUCUGAAUUUUUUCUUCACUUUUACCUGGGUGCGAGCCCCAGAACUGACCCUCCCAAACGUCACUACAAGACACUGUGCAGAAGAGGAGAUAAGAUUUUCUAGUUACUUCCUAAUUGAAGGGCUUGGCAUUUGUCCAUAGGAUCUCCUGCUAGCAGAGAGGCCCAAACCCAGGCUCAGCUGCCUGCAGGGAGGUCAGUUGGGUUUAGAUCUGGAGGGAGGUACAGGAAGCUGUGGGGUCCCUGACUCCAGAGGGGAUUCUAGUAGAUGAGCCCCCUCAGCCUUUGGGCAGGCUACCUGUGGGGGCCUGCUGCCCCCUGGUGGCUGGUGCUGUUAGCGCCACUGCUGGGCACAGCUCAUUCUGCUCCAUCCUCUCAGCCUGGGUUGGGGGUCGGGAGGGUUGCUGUAAGAAUAGGUCCCUGGUGCCUUUCUGGUAGUUGGGGCACAAAACCACUGGGAACAGCAUGUAGGCCAUGAAUCAAGUAUCCUCUGCUUAGCAGCCCAGGGACUCCCAGAGAUGCUGUGGUGGCUUUUGUAGGGCUGCUAAACCAGGGACCCCACCCACCCGGGAUUGAAACCCUCCAGCACUGGGACAGACCCAGGAGUAGGAGGAGUCCAGAUCCAAAUUGGCUGUGUUCUCCAACACUGGCCUUCCCAGGAGGGGGCAGGCAGGAGCUGUGUUGCUCCAUCUCUGAUUUCUGCCCAUGGAUUCAGAGGGACACUCUGCAGACCUGAGCUUCCAAGGAUGCCACCCAAUCCCCAGAGCUGCUUGUGCCUCCCGCUCCUCACCUUGCCGUGCUGGGGGCUGGGUGGCAGUGGGCCAGGGCACAGGCAGCCCCCAGGGGAAGAACAGAACCUGCAGGGGACACUUCUCUUCCGUCCCCUCACCUGCCCCACCUCCUGGUGCCAGGCGGUCUGCCUGCUGCACACCCAGGGCUCCCAUGAAGUCCAGGGUCCUCAGCCAUUACAGGGCAGAGCUUCAGGCCUGCGCUGAGCAGGGAGGUAGCAGGAGGCUGGCUUCCUGGCAUCAUUUUCCCCCUGAAAUAAGUCUUAACAGCCUGAGGAACUUAGGCCUGUGUCCCAGACACGGUGUGGGCAGCUUCCAGAGUAUGUGAUGGGUGCCAGGCAUCUCCUCCUGGAGUGUCUAGGUUGCUUGAAGAUUCACAGAGAACCAGCUGUAAGCCUUAUUUUAACUGUAAAGCAAGUAGGUCUGUAUUAUUGAGAAGAAUGUAAAUUUUGCGUGACUUCUAAGGAACAAAACUCUGGCUCUAUGACCAUUUGGAGCUGUGGCCCAGGUGCUCUCCUUUGCGGUUGGGGGUACAGGAGAGCAGAGUUGAGGAGCUCCGGCCGGGCGCCAGGCCAGCAGCACUGGGCCCGUUGCUCUGCGGGGAGCUUCUCCAGGGACACAUGGAGAUAGUGUGUCCCCAGGUGCGUGUGCCUGGAGGACCAGUCCAGAGGGAGGGCUUCCUGGGCUGCCCCCCAUUACCCCAGGGUCUCUGGGGGAACUGUCAACUUGCCCAUGUGACACGUACAUUUUCCCUUUUCAUGCUGGGUGAGUGACAGUUGGUGGGGGUGGAGGGUGGGACACAUGAGAAUGUGUAAGUACAGAUUUUAAAAAAGGAAAUCACUUUCAAACUUCCUGGCUCUUGUUCAAAACAGCAAUGAGCUCCUGUGUGGGCUGACUUGCUAAAGGUCACACCCCCGCCCUGCUGAGCACAAGAGAUCUUGUGACAGCACGUGACCUUAGAAGGCAAAGCCAGCUCGGGGUCUCGGGAGCUGUAGUCAUUUAUGGGGCAGGAGAGACCCCAGGUGUCUCUGCUGCAGCUGUCUGCGGGGAAGGGACAUCAUUAAUUCAGAUGUAAAGGUUCUACCACUAUGGGCUGGCCAAAUCACCCUGUGAAAAAAGUUUGCUAAAGCAGAUCAAUGCUAUGAACAAAAAUUACAGGGGACCAGCCUAACUGAUUUAAGAGAACAAACAUUCUAAGCACUUUAAGCAGACACCAGUUGUCUGCAAACAAUGUGCUAAUAUGCAGACGAUUUGUUUAGUAAAGGGGGCCCAUAGGGCCUCUUACUGGCAAUCCUUUGCUUUGGGUUACAUUAUAUAUGUGAAUGGUAGAAAGUGGCAUCUUGUAGGGUAAUUCUAGGGGCUUGGGACUUUUCUAUUUCCCAUGCUGGUUCUCCUCCUCCACACCUACUCUCUUUCUCCCCUCUAUCCCCCACCCUUCUGUCUGAGCGGCAUUGAACAAUCCUGGAAUGGGAUUUCCCAAAGCCCCUGCCCAGGCGAUCUGAAACCUUCCCCAGCCAGCCCCGUCCGGGCAGGGACUCCUUGGGUCCUGGCCGCUCAGGUGCCAGGAGGGUGGGAUGAGCUGGGCGUGCCUGCGCACAGGUGAGUGUGUGCCCUUCCAGCCGUGUCCCUGCUGGGCCCCAGGCGCUUGGUGUCCAGCCUGCUUAACAGUGGAGGGAGGUUUCUCAACUGCUUGUCCCAGAUGUGCCUUUAGUGUCAUGUAAGAAGUUUUUAAGUUAUAUUUAUUUUGUCGGGUUUUUUAAUUGCACAAAACACUAAGAUUGAGAGGCUGGAUUUGUUUCUCCUUUAAAAGCUUUGCCUUGUUCCUGAACUUGCUUUCCUGCUGGUGGAAAGGGCCCAGAUGCAGCCCUGGCCACCAUCCCACCUCCCACGCCCCACCAUGGACUCUUUGCCCUGUUAGCUGUAUUUAGCUUUGAGUUUCUCUGCAUCCAGUCAACCCCCGUGUGUAUAUGACCCAGGCCCUUGCUUGGGAAGAAGCAGGGUGCUCACCCCCGCCAGUGCCUUUUGCUGAAGGAGAGGACUCCCCUGAGUGUUCUCCUUCCCUCUGAACCCCUCUCCCCGCCACACCUUUGGAGAAAACUGAGCUGUUACAAACCCCCGCACAGUGCCUGCCGGACUGACUACAGACGCUCUGUACCUCCCUGAAUAAAGGCCCUGGGGACCUCGGUG